UCGGCACGAGAGUUCAGAAAUGGCAAUGAAAUGUGCAGGUUGCAUCUUGGUUCGGCCACUUUCCCGCGAAACCUGGCGGCGAAGGAACAUCCUAUGUCGCGCCAAGACUUCUUGGACAAGAUCAGUCUUAAGAAGCCUUGGGGAGGCCAAGGAGGGCGGCGUUCUCUUGCCAGGAGGGCGGGCGAUGCUCCACGCGUGGCCGGUUACAGUUCGCAGUUGUGUAGGUAACGUGUUGAGGUCGGGGCGGGGACGGGGGAGAGUCGGAGUUGUCCCGCCGACGAUCACUGCCUCUAGACGGUACAACAUGGAUCGGGGAUCGGGUUACGAGGAGGCAGUCCAGACGUUGAACACUUUACAGACCAAUGCUCAGACCCUGGAGCGGAUUCGGAGGGAGCGGGGAAGGAACGCUCACAACAGUAUCCCCCAGAUGCAGUCUUUCAUGGACAGGAUAGGGAUCACACUGGAUGAACUUGAUGGGUUGUCUGUGAUCCAUGUGAGCGGUACCAAGGGAAAGGGUUCUGUGUGUGCCAUGUGUGAGAGCAUUUUACGCUCUCAUGGUUACAAGACUGGCUUUUACAGUUCGCCACAUUUAGUGCAGGUCAGGGAACGCAUCAGGAUAAAUGGCAAGCCCAUCUCAAGGGACAACUUCAGCAAGUAUUUCUGGUCCUGCUACAACAGACUCGCACAAACAAAGGAUGCCCAUGACGGCAUCAUGCCAGCAUAUUUCCGGUUUCUCACCCUCAUGGCCUUCCAUGUGUUUAUAGAGGAAAAGGUUGAUGUUGCAGUGAUAGAAGUUGGAAUCGGUGGAGCCUAUGACUGUACAAAUGUGGUCAGAUCUCCUGUUGUUUGUGGGAUCACUUCUCUGGGUCUGGACCAUCAACCUCUACUGGGGAACACCAUAGACAAGAUCGCCUGGCACAAGGCUGGCAUUAUCAAGACUGGCAUCCCUGCGUUCACAGUGGAACAACCCGAAGGAGCUAUAGAAGUCAUAGCCAACCAGGCCAAAGAAGUCAAGGCACCAUUACACCUGAGUCCCAGUCUGGACAGGUAUGACUGGGAGGGUCGUGAGGUCAGGUUGGGUCUGCCCGGAGACCACCAGCGAAUCAAUGCUACCCUGGCGCUUCAGCUGUGCCACACAUGGCUACAGAGGAGGGGCGAGACUCAGGAACUGGGCAGUAUAGCCAAUGGGGAGCUGGAGGCCACGAGUAGUAGCAGUGAGGGUUCCAGCAGUCAUUACAAUAAGGAGGACAGAAACGAAGACGACACAGUCCCUACCGCCAAGCCGUUCACCAUCACUGAGCGCUUUGCUCAAGGUUUGGCAGGGAAAUGUGUAGAGUCUUGCCUGUGGCCAGGGCGUAGCCAGACGCUGAAGCGGGGAAACGUUACGUACUAUCUGGACGGCGCCCACACUCAGCGGAGCGUCCAGGUGUGCGUGAAGUGGUUCCGCGAGACGGCGCUGAUGGAAGAAAAGACGAUCAACGGACCCGUGGCACGUGUUCUUCUCUUUAACGUGACGGGAGACAGGAAUCCGCUGUCUCUACUGAAACUUCUCAUGCCCUGCCAGUUUGACUGUGCUGUGUUCAGCCCUAACAUUGCAUACUUGGACGUAGGAGCAUCGGCAGAUCAAACCAACUUCACAGUCACCCACGAGACGCAGAUCUCAAGAUGUGCUGUGGAGAAGACACUGUGGGAGGAGCUUCACCAACAGGAUGCCAUCCAAUCAGAAGUGCCCUUACAAACCAGGAGUCCGGUGGACCACAACCAAUCAGGAGACGGGUUACAGGUGGAUUAUGUAGAGAAGGCAUGCUCUACCUCAAACGGGCCAAUCAAAAGGGUGCAAGUUGGCGCCAGUGGAUCUGUGCCAUCCAAGUUUUACUGCACGGACAGUACUAUUGUUGCAGGAAACAGCAAAGAUCAUUCAUCAGAAGAAGAAAACGCAAACUCUGCCAAAGCACGCGUGUUUCCGUGCAUCAGCGAUGCUCUCUCCUGGAUACAGCAUGGCAAGGACAAGGAGCUCUCAAGGUCAAACUCCUCCCAGUGCCAUCCUCACUCCUCAUUGGAUGAGGCUGUUCACAUCCAGGUGCUCAUAACUGGUAGCUUGCAUCUGAUUGGUGGAGCCCUAAAAGUCCUGGAUCCAACCAUGUCAGACUAGUAUUGAUGUAAUCAUUUUGGUGGUGUUUUGACUCAAUUUAAGACUGACAAAAUGAAGAACAUUAAGAUAUUUUAUUACAGUUUUUACAUACAUGUUAUUGUAUUUGUGAGGACAGGAAUUUCUUAAUAUGGGAUAUUACAUUAGCUAUCACUGUAAUAUAAAAAAAGGAAGUGAAGUUUAUUUGGGGAAACCUGCUGUUACAUUUUUUCAGAUAUGCCACAUUCAUGACAUUUAAGACUAUGAGCAGAAUUCUUGAUUGUCCAUCAACCAAUUGUGGAAAUCAGCCAGGCAAUGAGAUCCUGUGAUGUCUCUUUACAUCAUAUAAUUUUAUUUAUGCAGUGUUUAUGAAUUCUCAUAUGCAGAAAUAGAAAAGUAUAGAAGUCAAACUUUAUCUGCUGGAUAGUCUGUCUAUAUCUGUUGUUUGAAAAGCAUUAACAAGGGAUGUCAAGUCAACAGACAGUGGUUUCAAAUGAAAAUAUUUUGAUAUCCCUUAAUUUUUAAUACCCAGUUUUUCAAAACAAUGGAUAUACAUGUAGGUUACCCCACUGAUAAAGGUUAACUUGUAUUCCAUUGGUGUCAAAUGGAAUGUGUCUGACAUUAUCAUGUUUUAUAAUGCAGUUGU
Branchiostoma floridae (Florida lancelet) is the source of this 2774-nucleotide messenger RNA. RefSeq names its product folylpolyglutamate synthase, mitochondrial-like. Gene Ontology annotation, biological process: tetrahydrofolylpolyglutamate biosynthetic process. The record is from RefSeq and is a predicted model, not a curated record. Gene Ontology annotation, molecular function: ATP binding; tetrahydrofolylpolyglutamate synthase activity. Bases 20 to 2152 code for a protein of 710 amino acids. Gene Ontology annotation, cellular component: mitochondrion; cytoplasm; cytosol. NCBI's taxonomy places the organism in Eukaryota, Metazoa, Chordata, Leptocardii, Amphioxiformes, Branchiostomatidae. The transcript is spliced from 14 exons.